AUGCCGCGCCUCCCGCACCACCACCCCGUCGCGGCGCUGCUGCUCGUCGGCGCCGCCUUCACGGCCGCCGUGCCCUGCACGCCCCGCGACCCGUUCAAGCCAAUCGACCCGCAGAACUGGGUGAACCCGGACAACAUGACCUGGGCCGACUACAAGCCAAUCCCCGGCACCAACUGGUCCGACCCGACCCGUAGGGGUUCCAGCAGGAACUUCAACAUCGCGCUCGUGACCAUCGACUACACCGACAGGCCAUUCAUUGUCACCCAGGCGACGCAGUCCACCAUCUUUGGAAACCCGCAGCCCGAGGUUUCCGGCCUGAAGAGGGAGGAUGUGCCCCAGUACUACAAGGAACUGCUCAACGUCCCGACUGAGCUGAACCGCGGCCACACCCUGCACGAGUACUGGAUGGAAGAUUCGGCUGGCAGGUUUGGAGUCGACCUGACGUCGUUUGGGCCGUAUCAGAUGCCCAGGCUUGCAUACCAAUACGGUGUAUCGAACGACUUCAACCAGGGUGCCUGCCCGCCAGACCAGAGCUGCAACUUAAACAUCCGCACCGAUGCGCUCGCAGCAUGGCGGGCCGAAAUCGGCCGUGAGGAGGCGGACAAGUACGAGCUUGUCUUUAUCCUUUCCGCAGGCCAGGACGAGUCUGCCACGUGGCAAGAGUUUGGAGAGAUGCGUUUCCAGUCUCGCGAAGACGUUCCCGAGGAGUUCGGCCCUCCUUCCAACAGUUCGCUGCCCAACUGGGGCCGCACUCGAUACGUUGAGUGGACGAGCUGGGCGUCUGCCGCAACACUUUGGCCCAACGCCGGCAGCGGCAGCAGCACCCAAGGUGAAAGCAGUGGCAUGGCUGUUUACGCCCAUGAGCUGAGCCAUCUGCUCAAUAUUGGUGAUAACUACAACAACCCAUAUGGAGUCCCGCUCCAGAGGAGUUACACAGGCCCUUGGUCCAUGAUGUCCAGAGGAAGCUUCAAUGGCCCUGGUGGACCUCACACGCGAUGGCAAGUUCCGGCACUGAAGGGUGGGAGCCAGGGAUCCCUACACACAAUCCGUGAUAAGGUGGUACUGGGACUGGCCUCAAACCAAAGCGUGGUACAACUAUCACGGGACGGUCUUGCUGAUUCAGGCAUCGUCGUGGCGACUUUUACGGCCCGUUCUGUGGCCCCCGGACCUGGAGGCCUGUUGGGCUUGAACAUUACACUCGGAGCUCGAGGUGACCUUUCGCCCCCUUGCAAUGUCUCCACAGACGUGUUCUGCGACGGCCGCGGCUUCCACACCUACAAUGUGGAGGUUGUAGACCGCAUGGGAAGCGACUCCUUUACGCCCGACUCUGGUGUCAUGAUAUCCAAGACGAAGAACGUCGGCCCGAAUGGACAGUGGCCAUCCCAGCCGUUCCAAUGGAUGAUCGACGCCAACCCCCAAGACAUCGAGAUGUUUGACUUCAUCCGGCCCAACGGUAGCGUUGCCAUGAUCACCCUCGGUGACUACCGCCAGCUAUCCGACGCCCUCUUCCACGCCGGCACGCGCUCCGGCAGUGAAUACGAGUUCCGUGACGAGGCCAACCGGCUACACUUCUACAUCCUCGACAGGCACCGCGACGCCGAUGGCAUUUUGUCGUACACCGCAGCUGUGAGGUCCCUCGAUGGCUCCGGUGGACCCAGCACGCACGGUGUCGCGCUCGCUGAGGGCGUGGUCGGCGCCGCUGCCCCCGGUGCUGCUACCGAGGCCGGCCUUGCGUGCUUCUUUGAGCUGGAAAACACUGGCAAGCAGGUUACUGCCGGAGGGGCGCUGCACCCGCAGCAGAACAUUCAGGAGUUCCUGAGUUCCGACGUCUACAGGCUGACUGCGGAGGUGGAAGGUUCCGGGUGGAGGGUCGAGGUACCCAACGCGUUGGCGCAUGCCAAGUUCGGCGAGAAGGUCUGGACCAGCGUCGCUGUGGGCGCCUCUGCCGAUGCUGCUGACGAGGCUGUUGUUACUCUUCGGGCGGUUUCUGAGUCGGCUGGAGAUGUUGCUGCUACCGCCAAGUGCCGGGUGACAAAGGCUUAG
Messenger RNA from Pyricularia pennisetigena, 2043 nucleotides. RefSeq lists its product as uncharacterized. The transcript is spliced from 6 exons. The coding region runs from base 1 to 2043 and encodes 680 amino acids. Gene Ontology annotation, biological process: proteolysis. The record is from RefSeq and is a predicted model, not a curated record. Gene Ontology annotation, molecular function: peptidase activity. NCBI's taxonomy places the organism in Eukaryota, Fungi, Ascomycota, Sordariomycetes, Magnaporthales, Pyriculariaceae.